AUGGCUCCUUUAGAAGUACCUACUUCGGUUGUAUCCACCUCUACUGUAUUUACGGUACCACCAGGGGUACUACCGGCAUACCCCGCACCUGCUCCGGCCCUACCUACGGCGUACCCGGCACCAAGGCCACCGAGACCUACCAUGUAUUCGGCACCAGCAGCACCUGUGGCCCCAGGACCUACAGUGUACCCAGCAGCACCUGCACCAGCGAUACCAGUUACUCCACAUCCGGUACCACUACCUACCGUACAUCCAGCCGCGGCCACCUAUGCUGACCCUGCGGUGCCACUGACGGCAUAUGCUCCAGUUUAUGCAGCAGCACCGUGA
Messenger RNA from Zingiber officinale, 327 nucleotides. RefSeq names its product oleosin-B6-like. The record is from RefSeq and is a predicted model, not a curated record. Bases 1 to 327 code for a protein of 108 amino acids. NCBI's taxonomy places the organism in Eukaryota, Viridiplantae, Streptophyta, Magnoliopsida, Zingiberales, Zingiberaceae. The transcript has a single exon.